CCGAGAUUCCGUUUACCGUCAUAGCAGGAAGCGAUUGAAUUACGGCGUCGUCUUAGAGAGGCCGUUUUCUUAGAUAAGGAGAACGAGGGGCCUUUUGUGCCCCUUGAAGGCAGUACUCAACAUUAUUUGUAUGUAAGCCUCAGCACAGUUCACAUGAAAGACAUUUGAAGAUCUAGCUGGCUAACCAGUUGUGGUUUCCACCCAUCACACGCAGGACAACAUGAGUCGAGAGAGGGAAACCUUGUUGGACGAAAUUGAACUGAGUUUAUAUACUUUAACAGAUGACAAUUUACGCUACUUGUGCAAAAGUUGUGGAAUAGGGGGCAAAGAUGGAUCUGAGGUCAAAGGGAAAAGUCAGCGCUCAUUGCGUCGUAUAAUAGGGGAAUAUUGUGAAAAUGUUAAUUUAAUAGAUCCCGAUGACCAGGGAAUAUCUCGGUUACUCCAACUGAAAGAAGAUAUAAAAAGAAUACAGAAAGAUGCUAGCUGUAUGCCCACAAGGACCAGCCUGUCAGCUACAACAGUGUUGGGAACGACACAAAUAAGCUGCGACACUGAACAAAAUAAGGAAGGAGGAGUUUGGAUGCCCAACAGCAGGAAAUCGACUGAGCCAGCUCCAAAGUGGCUCAUUGUAACAGAGCAGACCGUGCCACUGGGUCCGGAGAGUGACUGCGGAGCCCGGAAGAUACGGCGAGAUGCGAAAGUACUGCUAGAGGACUGCAGGUCGGUGCUAGGACAGAGAUUUGACAUCAAAGUGGAAGAUGAUGAGGAGAGGAUUUCGGGCUUUGCUAAUGAAGGCGACUGUCCGCCUGACUCCCGACACUCCCGAUCUCGCGAACAACAUCAAGAAGCUGACAAAGGCAAGAGAUCUCUCCACAGACCUCAACGUAAGAAGAGAUGCACAAAACGAGAUCACCCCAAACCACAGCCGCACUCAGAAAAGACCUCUUCUCAUUGUUCAGACAGCGAUGAAGAUUUGUCUUUGAGCUCUUACCAAUGCCCUGAAUGUAAGAAGAGGUUCUCUAGCAAUGCAGGCCUUCAAAAACACACACGAAUACAUAGCGGUGAGAGGCUUUUCCAGUGUUCGCAUUGUGACAAGAGUUUCAUUAAUAGUUCAAACCUUCAUCAGCACCUACCAGUUCACUCCAGAGAGAAGCCUCACCACUGCUCUGACUGUGGGCGAACUUUUUCCACUGCACGCUAUUUAACUAAACACAAGAGGCUACAUUCGGGGAUCAAGCCAUUCUGCUGCAUCCACUGUGACAAGAGGUACACCCGGUCAGACCAGUUGAAAGUUCAUAUGAUGACACAUACAGGGAGGUUUGAGGCCCAUUCUCCCAUCCUUCUCAAGCUGAUCUGGACUCUGUCUAAAGACUCUGAACACAACCCAGCUGUAUUCAUUGACCCGCCGGUCAUCUGA
Molecule: messenger RNA, 1417 nt
Organism: Esox lucius (northern pike)
Lineage: Eukaryota; Metazoa; Chordata; Actinopteri; Esociformes; Esocidae
Product: zinc finger protein 583
Exons: 5
Coding region: 221-1417 (398 amino acids)
Biological process (GO): regulation of transcription by RNA polymerase II
Cellular component (GO): nucleus
Molecular function (GO): DNA-binding transcription factor activity, RNA polymerase II-specific; RNA polymerase II cis-regulatory region sequence-specific DNA binding
Source: RefSeq, a predicted model, not a curated record